Exophiala bonariae is the source of this 417-nucleotide messenger RNA. RefSeq lists its product as uncharacterized. NCBI's taxonomy places the organism in Eukaryota, Fungi, Ascomycota, Eurotiomycetes, Chaetothyriales, Herpotrichiellaceae. The record is from RefSeq and is a predicted model, not a curated record. Bases 1 to 417 code for a protein of 138 amino acids. The transcript is spliced from 2 exons.
AUGCCCAUCGACCACACCUCGCUUCCAGUCCCCUUUUCCAAGGUAGACGAAGAGGUUGCCUGGCUUAUCGCCGCUUACGGACACAUGGGAUUCAAAGUACAUAAGAGCCCAGUACCUGGCGUCGUUGGAGUUGGCGACGAGACUGGGCCAUUCCUGUGGAUUUUUGGCUACGACGAGAACUUUAGUCAAAUUCCAGAUGAUGCGAAAAUCUUCCGCACUCACCUAGCACUGAGUGCCAAAGAUCGAGGACAAGUGGACACCUUCUAUGCCGAAGGUCUCAAAGCAGGCGGGAAAGACAACGGCAAGCCAGGCGUGAGGACGAACUAUCAUCCCAAUUACUAUGGCGCAUUUUUGAUCAGCCCUGGUGGCCACAACCUGGAGGCUGUGACACACGCGCCCCCAAGUUCUGCCCAAUGA